AUGGAAGAGUAUUCGGCGGCUUUGGAAAAUGAGGUGAGCCAACGGACAGUUGAGUUGCGGGAGGAACAAAUGAAGACAGAAAUGCUUAUUGCUAAGAUGCUGCCCAGUUCCGUGGCACGGGCUCUCGUUGCGGGAAUAGAAGUUGCGCCGGAGACCUACGACGACACAACAAUCUACUUUAGUGACAUUGUGGGCUUCAGCCUUAUUUCGGCAAAUUCCAAGCCUCUAGAGAUUGUCAAUCUGCUGAAUAUGCUAUACAGUGCCUUUGACGCGUGCAUUGAAACCUUCGAUGUGUAUAAGGUGGAAACCAUCGGUGAUGCCUACAUGGUGGUCUCCGGACUGCCAAUUCCCAACGGUAAAAGUCAUGCGGGCGAGAUUGCAACCAUGGCCUUGGAACUUCUCAGUGUCAGCAGUUCCGUUGUCGUCCAACACAUGUCCAAUAUUCCAAUACUGCUGCGGAUAGGCAUGCAUUCUGGUUAG
This is a messenger RNA of Dibothriocephalus latus, 480 nucleotides long. The record is from the annotation of a GenBank genome assembly. Lineage: Eukaryota; Metazoa; Platyhelminthes; Cestoda; Diphyllobothriidea; Diphyllobothriidae.